This is a messenger RNA of Oxyura jamaicensis (ruddy duck), 2860 nucleotides long. It is a transcript of the gene GFAP, whose product is annotated as glial fibrillary acidic protein. Gene Ontology annotation, molecular function: structural constituent of cytoskeleton. The record is from RefSeq and is a predicted model, not a curated record. Bases 31 to 1332 code for a protein of 433 amino acids. Gene Ontology annotation, cellular component: cell projection; cytoplasm; intermediate filament. The transcript is spliced from 9 exons. Lineage: Eukaryota; Metazoa; Chordata; Aves; Anseriformes; Anatidae. Gene Ontology annotation, biological process: intermediate filament organization; regulation of chaperone-mediated autophagy.
GACCGGGACACUUCGUGCCCAGCCCUCGGCAUGGAGAGCCAGCGCCUGUCCUCCUACGGCCGCCGCUUCGGCUCGGCCGCCUCGGUGCGCCGGGGGCUCCCCGCCAGCCCCCCGGGCCGGCCCCGCAUCCUCAGCGCGCAGCCGGGGCUCCGCUGGGCCGCCCGCCCCGGGCCGGGCAGGAUGGACUUCUCACUGGCCGAGGCGCUCAAUGCGGAGUUCAGGGAGACACGCACCAACGAGAAGGUGGAGAUGAUGGAGCUCAACGACCGCUUCGCCAGCUACAUCGAGAAGGUUCGGCUCCUGGAGCAGCAGAACAAGAUGCUGGUGCUGGAGCUGAACCAGGCGCGGGACCAGGAGCCCUCGCGCCUGGCCGACGUCUACCAGGAGGAGCUGCGCGACCUGCGGCGCCACGUGGAGCAGCUGGCCACCGCCAAGGCCCGUGCGGAGAUCGAGAGGGACAACCUGGCCGAGGACCUCGGAAACCUUCGGCAAAAGCUGCAGGAGGAGGUGACCCUGCGGCUGGAGGCUGAGAGCACCCUGGCUGCGUACAGGCAGGACGUCGAUGCCGCUGCCCUGGCUCGCCUCGACCUGGAGCGCCGCGUGGGGUCCCUGCAGGACGAGCUGGCCUUCCUCAGGAAGGUGCACGAGGAGGAGCUGCGGGAGCUGCAGGAGCAGCUGGCCCGGCACCGGGUGCAUGUCGAGGUGGACGCCAGCAAGCCGGACCUGACGGCCGCCCUGCGCGACAUCCGCACCCAGUACGAGGCCAUGGCUGCCAGCAACAUGCAGGAGACCGAGGAGUGGUACAAGUCCAAGUUCACAGACCUGACGGACGCGGCCGCCCGGCAUGCGGAGGCCCUGCGCGCGGCCAAGCAGGAGGCCAACGAGUACCGGCGCCAGCUCCAGGCCCUCACCUGCGACCUGGAGGCCCUGCGGGGUUCGAACGAGUCCCUGGAGAGGCAGCUGCGGGAGCUGGAGGAUCGCUACGCGCUGGAGACCGCCGGCUACCAGGACACGGUGGUGCGGCUGGAGGAGGACAUCCGCAGCCUCAAGGAGGAGAUGGCACGGCACCUGCAGGAGUACCAGGACCUGCUCAACGUCAAGCUGGCCCUUGACAUCGAGAUCGCCACGUACCGCAAGCUGCUGGAGGGCGAGGAGAGCAGGAUCACCAUCCCCGUGCAGACCUUCUCCAACCUGCAGAUCCGAGAGACCAGCCUGGACACCAAAUCCCUGUCAGAAGCUCACCUGAAGAGGACCAUCGUGGUCAAAACUGUGGAGACCAGAGAUGGAGAGGUGAUCAAGGAGUCCAAGCAGGAGCACAAAGAGGUGGCGUAGGGCGGGCGAGCCGCAGCAGCCACGCUUGUAGCUGUAGCCCCGUAGGUGCUGUCCGAUGCUGCGAGGAACCCCGGUGACCGGGCAGGAGCUGCGGGAUGAGGUGGGGAUGCUCCAGGGGGCACCUUCCUCCUGCCCACCCUCGCCUCUCCCACCGCCCCGGGACCCCCUGGUUGGGGCCGGGCAACGUGGGGAGCGGACGGGAGACACGGGGGGAGGCAAGCGGUUCUGGGCAGAGCCUGUUCCCACAGCACGGCAGAGCUGGCAUUUUGGGGGCUAUGCCAAGCAUGUGCCCUGGGUCUCUGGCUUGCCGAUGUCUGUCAAUGAAGUCCAUCCCAUUUCGAUCUCUGCAUGCCAGUUGGAAAAGUGCAAAGAGCCUCUCUCCCUUCAUCCCACCCCACUGCCCACUCUCUGGUCCAGGAGGCUGCCCUGAAUCUGCCCCCUGUGUCUGGGCCCUGAGCAUCCCACGGGGGCUGGAGGGAGCAAGGUACUGGCUGGCCAGGGGCGUUUCCCAUCACUGAGCUUUGGGUGGGCUUAGCCAAGAGACACGGGCAGGAGGAAGAGGAGGAUGGAGCCGUGCACGGAGGCAGGGUGCUGCUGGGAUGAUAUGAAGGGUGAUGGGAGUGGGGAUAACGAAGGGUGCAUGGGGGCAUGGGGGGUUGUGGGGCUGGAGCAGCGAUGGGCACAGCAGGCUGGGUGGCCUCAUUCGCUUUUCCAGGUCACAGAGCCAUGGGGCUGUCCGAGCCCCGAGUGGGUACCCCCACCAAGGUGCCCUCAUCACCACGGUGGAGGGAACAGUCCAGAGGGGCUUGUGGCAAGAGGGGACCCAUGGCCGUGUGCUUGGCCCCUUGCCUGGGGGAUUCCCAUGCAGUUGAAAGUGGAGAGGAGAGGAGUGAGGACAGAGGGAGGCAGAGGGAGGAGGAGAAGUAAGCGGAAGAGAAGAAGGGGAGGAGGAGGGUGUUGGAGUACCCAUGGGUGCUCUUGGAGCAGGAGCUUCCUCCCGUGACCCAGGAGUGCUGGGGCAGCCCUCCCUGUCCUGCGUGUCCCAACCAGUUGGUGGUACAAGUCCCACCACUGCGGCGAGCCAGGGCUGCCCAGGUCAAGCCUGGACAGGAGCCGUGCAGGAGCCCGAGCCCAGCUCCUGCAUGAGAGGGGCUUGGCAGAAAUCUCCUGUCCCGGGGCUCCAAAUAGCCUUGGCCCCACAUGCAUCCUCCCUUGCUUCCCCUGCCCAAACCAGCGCAUGUCACCCAGCUGGGGCCAUCACCCAGCUCACCCGCAGCCCCCGUCCCCAACCUUUGAUUUAGCCGCUACCAGGAGCAAAACCUGCGCCACUGCCACCUAACAUAGGAGCAACCACCUACCUGCACUUCUCGUACCCCAUAAACCCGUAGGGAUGAGCACACGGAUGCCACUCAGUUGCCAUCCCCCCCACCCCCUUUGUCCCUUGUGUCUCCCUGCUCUGUGAAACAUUAACGCCCUAAUGUCUGCGGCAGCACAAGAUGAGAAAUAAAGCUUACAUAAGUGCUACUUC